AUGCUAGCAUCUCAGACUGUGCUACAGCCGCAAGUUGUGACAACAAAUCGAACAGUUGAAUACAUGCCAUCUAUGCAAUUUGCAGAACGAACAGUCGAAAGUACGAACCGUUUAAGAUUUCGUGUACCACUCAUCAAUCCAUACGAUUUGGACGAUAUUCCAACUGAAUACAGAGCAAUGUUGACAAAUAUUUAUCCGCCACGAAGAGAUGAAGAUAUUGAAGGUUGGUUUGAUUAUUUUCAACGUGAAAUUGCAAAUUAUAAACAAGCCAUUAGAAGAAUAAUUCAAGAGGUCAAUCAAUCAAGAGAACAAUAUAAAUCACUUGUUACUGCUAAUGAAGAUUUGAGAGCGAAAAUGGGAGAUUUUGAUAAGAAAAGAAAACGUCUUGUAGAAAUAUUUGAAGGUGAUAAGAUAGAUAAGACAAAAAUGAACGACGUAUUUAGUAAGUUAUUUCCAUACGAUGGAGUGAUAUUUUCAAUAGAUCAUUGGUAUUUUACAGAUCGAUUAAAUGCUAAAAUAUCUUCACAAACAUUGGAAUUAAGAGAAUAUCAUACAAAACUUAGUAAUUAUGAGAAAGAAUUAGCAAAAGUAAGUAGUACUUCGUUUUCCUAGGGAAAUAAGUAUAAAUAUUUAUUGUUUGAGGAAAAGAACGUUUCGUUAAAGCGCAUUAAAAAUCUAUAUAUGUAGGGUUAUAGAAUCUCUAACAGAUAAAAAAUUACAAAAUGUUAAAAAGAGUCUCAUAAGAAUUUUUUUAACAGAAAGAUUGCUUUUUCGAAAAAUAGGCUUGCUUUGUGAAUCAUAUUUUCCCCACGAAGUCAAGCCAAAAGAAGACAACAAGGUAUGUAUUCGACGUGUCUUUUCAACUUUUAUCCGAUGAAGUGGUUGCCCAUGAGAUUUAAAAACGUUUAACUAUAAAAAAUAGCUAACAAAGGCUAUGCUCCUCGUUUUUUAAAGUUUAAGCACGUACUGCGCUAUUCCGCUGGGUUAUAGAGCGUGAACUGGCAUACAUUUUUAAUGCACUCGCCGUGGGAUGUGAGAAAAACAGGUUUUCGCCUUUGGUUGAGUAUUUCCAGAAAAAUACCACAGGAUUCUUAACUUUUUUUGGGAAGUGCUCAACCAAAAGUGAAAACCUGUUUUUCUCAUAUCCCACGGCGAGUGCAUUACAACUGUAUGUCAGUUCAUGCUCUGUAAUCUAAUAAUCAGGUGCAGUAGCCUUAAAAAUGCUCGGAAAAUAUUUCUGAACAACUAUUUUUACGGAUACUUUCUCUCGGUUUUUAACAUUCCAAGCUAUACUGUACAUAAAAUAUAGUAUAUCUUGAUAUUUCGAGGCAGCUGUGAUUGAUUCUGACUGAGGUAUACAUUUUUUAAUUCUCAAGAAAAACAGUCAAACAAGAGUUAUUCCACUAAGUUACUGAAGUUGGAGAACCGAGACCGGCAUAGAUUUGUAGAGCUCGAUCUCACAAUUCGAACUCAUACAUUGCAGCAAAAACUUAAUUUUACAUGGUAAAAUAAAUCUGUUGUCAUAACUGGCACUGGGCACUGAAGUCUAGGAUUGGUGGCAGCGAAUGUAAAUUGAGCCAAAGUUAACUUCUUAUCAAGCAAAAGGACGUGGAUAAGCGAUGCCAUCGGCUCAAAAAACUUUGAAGAAAAAUCUAUAUGAUUAAAAUCAGCAUCGAAUUCUGAAUAAAAUGAUGCAUUUAGUUUUUCGAAAAAACGACUUUUAUUUCUUGCGAAAAAGUUUCGGAUCCCGCCCCUCCCCCUUGGAACAUCGAAAAACUUUUUUUUGCAGGUUUCUUUGAAAUAUACAUUAUUCUAUGCAGAAUUUGAUUCUGAUUCGGAUACGAAACUGUAGUCGGUUUUGUUUAAGAAUGCAUUUUGAACGAGAAAAAUACUUUUUUCUCCUCGA
Didymodactylos carnosus is the source of this 1906-nucleotide messenger RNA. The record is from the annotation of a GenBank genome assembly. Lineage: Eukaryota; Metazoa; Rotifera; Eurotatoria; Philodinida; Philodinidae.